CGAGCCUGCGCGCAUCAUGUCCAGCAUCACUGCAGCUGACACCACGGCCCCUCUUCACCCCUACUACCCUAUCGGCAUUGCUCUCUCUGGGGAUGUCUUCGUCGCCAAUGAUUGGAGCGCGUCGUCGCUCGUUCUAGGCUUUGCUGCCGGGCUGGCCUCAAUUCUAGGCGUGGCUUGGUUGGUGAUGAUGAAGAUAAACCCGCGCCUGAAGGCUUCAGAUCGGGCAUUAGUGCUAUGGUUCGUCUCAACGGGGUCCAUCCACGUCUUCUUCGAAGGCUAUUUCGUUCUCAAUCAUCACCGAAUGGGAGGCAUGCAGGAUUUCUUCGGUCAGCUAUGGAAGGAGUAUGCAUUGUCUGACUCGAGAUACAUGCUCUCGGAUCCGUUCCUCCUCUGCAUUGAGACUUCCACAGUGAUCACGUGGGGCCCCCUUUCUUUCCUGACAGCGCUUCUCAUCAUCAGAGAGUCGCCAUACCGUCAUUCUAUUCAGGCCCUGGUAUCAACUGGCCAUAUCUACGGAGAUGGCUUGUACUUUGCCACCAGUCUACUCGACGAGUUCUACUCUGGGAAGAUAUAUUAUCGUCCAGAGCCGUUCUACUUUUGGGUUUACUUUGUAUUCAUGAACAUCUUAUGGCUCAUUAUUCCUGGGUUUUGUUUAUAUGGAAGUAUCAAGGCCUCGGCGGAGGCUUUUGCGAUAUCCAGCAAGGUGAGUGCUAGUAAAACCGCGAAGAAGAGGUCGUAGGUUAUGGCGAAAGUCGUGGAGGCAUAUAGAAAGGCCAGAGACUUGGAGGGAUGGCAUUAGAUUCUAUCGGUUCCCCUAGAACUGAUGCCUUCGAGACUCGAUGCGAAGGGCUAGUUGAAGGGGCACAACAUACUAUCAAAAGCGUUCAGUGUAUUCAUAACCCAGCCACGGAUUGUGAAGGACGAGCAGUGGAUUCGCCAAUAUCGAUUGAUCCCUUUCAAGUUCAGAUCAAGGAGCUCUCACUUCUCCAACUACUAUUUAGUCAUAGCACUACUUGUACACCCCUCACUGAGUAGACUGUCAACCUCAGUGUAUUGUCAUAUAGCCUGAGCUCCGAGCAGCAGGGUCAGGCUACUGCAACUCCCUAUCUUCACACAUGUAAUUCAUCACCUGUUCAAGCUAG
This is a messenger RNA of Amorphotheca resinae ATCC 22711, 1142 nucleotides long. RefSeq lists its product as hypothetical. Gene Ontology annotation, biological process: sterol biosynthetic process. Gene Ontology annotation, cellular component: membrane; endoplasmic reticulum. The record is from RefSeq and is a predicted model, not a curated record. The transcript is spliced from 4 exons. Lineage: Eukaryota; Fungi; Ascomycota; Leotiomycetes; Helotiales; Amorphothecaceae. The coding region runs from base 17 to 739 and encodes 240 amino acids. Gene Ontology annotation, molecular function: steroid Delta-isomerase activity; C-8 sterol isomerase activity; cholestenol delta-isomerase activity.